Molecule: messenger RNA, 1407 nt
Organism: Lachancea lanzarotensis
Lineage: Eukaryota; Fungi; Ascomycota; Saccharomycetes; Saccharomycetales; Saccharomycetaceae
Gene: MCH2
Product: LALA0S09e02542g1_1
Exons: 1
Coding region: 1-1407 (468 amino acids)
Biological process (GO): transmembrane transport
Molecular function (GO): transmembrane transporter activity
Source: RefSeq, a predicted model, not a curated record
AUGUCUGCGUCAAGUGUGAUUGUCAGUAAAGCUUCGAAUGAAGACGAAAAAGAAGCACUAAAUAAAGUCCCACCACAUCAAAAUUCUGAAGUUCCAGACGGAGGCUUUGGCUGGUUCGUGGUCGUGGCAUGCUUCAUUUACAACUUUUCAAGCUGGGGCGCCAAUUCAAGUUAUGCUAUCUUUAUAGAGCAUUAUAUCAGUGAUGACACGUUCAAGGAUGGCAGCAGCUUAAACUUUGCAGCCAUAGGCGGGCUAACUUUCGGUACCGGAUUUAUGUUCGCUCCCAUUAUUACAUGGAUUCACCGGCGUUUUGGACCGCAGAUCGUCAUAGGCAUGGGUAUAAUCUUUCAAGGUACUGCAUUUAUGCUGGCUGCAUAUUCAAAGUAUAUUUGGCAAUUGUAUCUCACGCAGGGUGUUCUCCUCUCCUUUGGAUUGGCUUCUCUGUUCAUACCCAGUAUCACAUUGAUUCCGUUCUGGUUUCUUCGGAAACGGGCACUUGCAAUGGGUUUAGCCACCAGCGGAAGUGGAAUUGGCGGUAUUAUUUUCAAUCUGGCUACUGAGAAAAUCAUUCAAGUUCGCAGUGUCAAAUGGGCCCUAAUCAUUCAAUUUAUCAUAUGCUUGGUCCUCAAUUCGAUUGCAUUAAUGUUAACCAGAACACCAGGAAGUACCGGUUCUAAGAAGACGAAAGCAAGCAUUCAACUAUUCGACAAGCAGUUAUUUUCCACAGUGGGGUUCUGGCUUUUACUAGGUUGGGUUUCCUUCACAAUGUUCGGUUAUGUUAUUGUACUAUUUUCACUCUCAGAUUUUACGGUAAGCCUUGGUUACUCCUCAAGACAAGGCUCAUAUGUGACCUGUAUGAUAAGUGUAGGAUGGACUGUUGGGAGGCCGAUUAUCGGAUACCUAUCAGAUAGAUUUGGGGCUUUAACUGUUGGAUUCCUGGUACAUUUGAUUUUGGCCAUCCUAUGCUGGGCCAUGUGGAUUCCGUGCCAGAACUUGGCCACCGCAAUCGCAUUUGCUCUACUUCAAGGAUUGCUGAUGGGCACCAUAUGGACAACUUUAGGAUCUGUCACUGCCAGAGUGGUAGGUUUACAAAAAAUGAGUAUUGCUUUUGGAACAGUGUGGAUGUUUAUGGCCGCUUUUGGGAUAUCCGCGCCAAUCAUUGGUCUUGAACUAGUUCCAUCUGAAAACAGCCCCCAAGGUCCUAGCUAUACAAAAACAGCGAUAUUCAGUGGGUUUGGUUACUUCGGAGCAGCGUUGUGUCUGUGGAUACUGAGAGGCUACAUAGCGGCACGUGACACUGUUGCCAAGUCGUCAAAGGAGGAUGCUAACGAGUUGAGUUAUCGAGCAGAACCCUUAAAGGUCAUAAAUGGAAUGUUUCAAUUCAGAAACCUGCCCAAAAAGAUCUAG